Messenger RNA from Racocetra persica, 213 nucleotides. The record is from the annotation of a GenBank genome assembly. NCBI's taxonomy places the organism in Eukaryota, Fungi, Glomeromycota, Glomeromycetes, Diversisporales, Gigasporaceae.
AUGAAAACAAUUGAUAUGAACUUUGAAUAUUGGGUUAUUACACCUACUGAUAAUUGGAACACACUUGAUUUUACAAAAGCAUGGUUAGAUUGUAAAUAUUCUAAAAACAAAGGAACUGCUAUAAAAGCUCUUAGAGAACAACUUAAUUGGUAUAAGUUUAAUAGUUUUGACAAAGAAAAAGCCAAAGCUCAAGAACUUUUAGAAGAAAUUCCA